GAACUUGGUUUGGGGGCGCUGCGGACUGCGGUUAGAAGGACAGGGCUGGCUUUUAAAUGGAAGAUUUAGGGGAAAGGACGAUUCGAGGAUGCAGCGAUUCUAGGGGGGAAGAGGAUAUCGAAAAAGCGUUAAAUUUGACUGUCAAGUAGAUCUGUUUUGCUGUUGGUUUUUCCUUUUCUUCCAGAUUUCUCUUAAUCUUUUUCCUGACUUCACUCUCAACUGAUUCAUGGCACCACAGAAGAAGCUGCAAGGCCUUGUGGCGGCCACCAUCACUCCAAUGACUCAAAAUGGAGAAAUCAACUUGUCUAUGAUUGGCCAGUAUGUGGACUAUCUGGUAAAUGAGCAAGGUGUGAAGAAUGUAUUUGUGAAUGGAACAACAGGGGAAGGCCUGUCCCUGAGUGUUCAGGAGAGGAAACAGCUGGCAGAGGAAUGGGUGGCCAAGGGGAAGGAUAAGCUGGAUCAUAUCAUCAUUCAUGUGGGGGCGCUGAGUUUACCAGAAUCAAAGGGAUUGGCAAAGCAUGCUGCCCAAAUAGGAGCAGAUGGCAUAGCUGUCAUUGCCCCGUCCUUCUUCAAACAGGUGAACAAAGAUGGGCUUGUUGCUUUCUUGCGUGACGUUGCAUCUGAAGCUCCUGGCAUCCCAUUUUAUUAUUACCACAUUCCUCCCCUAACUAGAAUAAAAAUUUGUGUUGAAGAGCUACUAGAUGGGAUGAAAGAACAGAUCCCUACCUUUCAGGGUGUGAAGUUCAGUGACAAAGACCUCCUUGACUUUGGACGGUGUGUCAAGAAAAACAACCAAGGCCAGUUGGUGUUUCUGUAUGGUGUGGAUGAGCAACUCUUGAGCGCACUGAUAAUGGGAGCAGACGGGGCAGUUGGCAGCACAUAUAAUUACCUGGGCAGGGCAAAUAAUUUACUGCUGGAAGCUUUCAGCAAUGGAGAUCACUUCUCAGCACAAAAAUAUCAGUUCUCUAUUCAGGAAUUCCUUGGCUUUGUAAUUGCGCAAGGCUUCGGCGUUGCACAGACUAAGGCAGUUAUGACCUUGGUUUCAGGGAUACCAAUGGGUCCUCCACGACUUCCGCUUUUGAGUGCCUCUGAGGAAUUUAUUGCCAAAGUAAAAGCCAGACUGGAGUGUGUCAAGAACUGCCCAUAUAGUUAACAUCAGUGUGGUCACUGAAGUCCAAUCCAUGUGAUUGGUUCAUCCAAUGUGGUUUGAGACGUCAUCUGUGAGAUACGCACUGAUUGAACAACUUUCAUGGAGGAAUUUGUUCUGGCCAUCCCAGUGUACGUCUUUUUAACCUUGACAACCCUACAGCAGCGAUUUUGUUGCCCAUCAGGGUUCAGACAAUUCUCACACAAAGAAACUAGCUUAUCUGAAGAAGCACCGUUAACUGAAAUCCUAGAAUUCUUCCACAAAUGGAAAAGGGGGGAUGCAAUGAAGGUUGAAUUGACCAGUUCUUAUGUAUUUCCUGCCAUUUUAUCUGAAAAGUAUUGAGCAAUAUGAAUGUAAUUAGAUUUGGUAGGCCUUAAUCUUGCUUUGUAUUUACGAAGCCUGUACAUUUAAGAAGCACCAAUAAAAAUGGAAAUUAUCUAAA
Heteronotia binoei (common prickly gecko) is the source of this 1589-nucleotide messenger RNA. It is a transcript of the gene NPL, whose product is annotated as N-acetylneuraminate pyruvate lyase. The record is from RefSeq and is a predicted model, not a curated record. Bases 227 to 1153 code for a protein of 308 amino acids. Gene Ontology annotation, biological process: N-acetylneuraminate catabolic process. The transcript has 12 exons. Lineage: Eukaryota; Metazoa; Chordata; Lepidosauria; Squamata; Gekkonidae. Gene Ontology annotation, molecular function: 4-hydroxy-tetrahydrodipicolinate synthase activity; N-acetylneuraminate lyase activity.